Molecule: messenger RNA, 1905 nt
Organism: Penicillium bovifimosum
Lineage: Eukaryota; Fungi; Ascomycota; Eurotiomycetes; Eurotiales; Aspergillaceae
Product: nonhemolytic phospholipases C family protein
Exons: 5
Coding region: 1-1905 (634 amino acids)
Molecular function (GO): hydrolase activity, acting on ester bonds
Source: RefSeq, a predicted model, not a curated record
AUGGCUGCCAGAUUGUCAAUAUGCAUCGCUCUGGUGAUGGUGCUGGGCAAUAGCCUUGCCUCUGGGGGAUCCCUGAGAGAUAUUGAACAUGUCAUCAUCUUCAUGCAGGAGAACCGCUCGUGGGACAGUUAUUUUGGCACCAUGCCCGGAGUCCGGGGCUUUAGUGAUCCCAAUGUACAAGUCAAUCCCGAUGGGAACUCAGUCUGGCAUCAGCUAGUAGACCCGUCGCAGUCCAGCAAAACUAAUACAUUGCUGCCCUGGUACCUUGGUCAUCAAGGUGGUGACUGGCACGACGCUAUACAGUGCAUGGUUGCAGGAAGCAACGGGUACCAAGAAAACCAACAAUCUCUGAACUAUGGAUUGAAUAACCAGUGGGUUAUCAAGAAUACUCCCUGGAGCUGGGGAUACCUGAAGCGGCAAGAUAUCCCGGUUCAGUUUGCUAUCGCUGAGGGAUGGACAUCGGGAGAUAUGUACCAGGAAGGUCAAAUCACUGCGACGAACCCCAACCGAGUCACUCUGGUUAGCGGCUCCGUUAAUGUUCCUGGUAGCCCCCAGAGCAAGGAUCAGGGAGGUGUAUAUAUUGACAACAACGAAGUACCAGGAUGCGACAACAACGGCAUCAACUGCUAUCCAUUGAAGUGGAAGACCGUCUACGACUUUUAUGAGGAGGCAGGAGUCUCAUGGCAAUUAUACCAAGACACAAACAACUUUGAUGAUAACCCCCUGGCUUGGUUCCAGCAGUUCCAGAACGCAUCCAAGGAUAGCCCUCGGGCACAAAAGGGUAUGUCAUUUGUUGGCCUCGAUAGCUUCUACCAGGCUGCCGCCAACGGCACAUUACCCGAGGUCAGUUUCAUUGUUGGACCAGCCGAACUGUCGGAGCACCCACCGUACAUGCCAAAGGAUGGAGCCUGGCUCCAGAAGAAGGUUGUCGACGCCGUCACCAAGAGCCCUAAAUAUAACUCGACGCUGCUGAUGAUCAGCUACGACGAGACCGGUGGCUUCGGCGACCAUGUUACUCCCUUCCACUCCCCCAAAGAUACACCAGGAGAUUGGAUGCAGGAUCCAAUGGGCCUCUUCUCGGAUAUCUUUGUUGGACCUGGAUUCCGAGUACCAUUUUAUAUGAUUUCCCCUUGGACUCGAGGAAACCGCGUUUUCACCGAGCGGGCAGAUCACAACUCCCAAAUCCUCUUCGUUGAGGAGUGGCUGACGGCUCGCGGACACACCAACAUCCGAACAGAUCAGAUGGUCCCGUGGCGACGUCAGCAUAUGUCAAACCUUGUCAAUGCGCUCGAUCUUAACCAUCCCGACUACUCCCUUCCUUAUAUCCCGGAUACGGGGACCCCCGAUACCAACGGAAAUGGCGGUUAUACCGGCUCAUCCAACUGCCAGUCUCGUCACGCGCAAACGCGGCCUGAUGUUCCAUACGGAGAGCAGGGCAAUGAGACAGAUCCCAAUGCCCUUUGGUUUGAGGAGGGGUUCAAAGAGGUAGUUGGCUACCUAACCGAGGGCCGUUACCUUGUUUUCGAAAAGUAUGGACUAGCCAUCACAAACCCAGCCAAUGGCAACCGUCUCAUAUUCACCCCUGCAAGUCCUGGACAUGACCAAAAAUCCCAGCGUUGGGUGAUUCACUACAACGACGACGAGGAGAGUCAUGUAUUCACCAUAUCCAGCGCGUUAGACGGACGAUGGAUCGGCUCCGGGGGUACUUUGAUUCCCAAGAGCCAGAGUGCAAAUGCGGCUCAUGUAAAAUUGUCCUUCCUGGGCAAUGGGCGCGGUCACAUCAUGCAAUUUGUGGAGCAGGGGCAGUACAUUGAUGUUGACAGGCAGGGUCACUUGAAUGUGCCUGACAGUGGGGCCGUUCCUGGCAGUGGCUACAAAGUCUUCAGUGUUUCCUAUCGUGACUAA